Molecule: messenger RNA, 546 nt
Organism: Geodia barretti
Lineage: Eukaryota; Metazoa; Porifera; Demospongiae; Tetractinellida; Geodiidae
Source: the annotation of a GenBank genome assembly
AUGAUCGUCAACCUGCCCUGGCUCGAAGGGCAGCCCCUGCGGCAAGCCCUGGAGGCGCGGCUCGGCUGCCCGGUCGCGCUCGCCAACGACGCCAACUGCUUCGCCCUCUCCGAGGCGACCGAUGGCGCCGGCGCAGGGGCCGAGGUGGUGUUCGGGGUCAUCCUCGGCACCGGCGUGGGCGGCGCACUGGUGGUGCGGGGCGAGGUCGUGGUGGGCGCCAACGCCACCGCCGGCGAGUGGGGUCACAACCCGUGGCCCACACCGGAGGGCGCCGGCGCGGUGGACGCCGUGGCCGGCUAUGCCGAGCGCCUGGCCCAAGCGCUCGCCGCCGUCAUCAACCUGCUCGACCCCGACGUGAUCGUGCUGGGCGGUGGUCUUUCGGAGAUCGCAGCACUCUAUCGCCUGGUGCCCGCCGCCUGGGGCGCGCACGCGAGCGUGACAAGGCCCGCCACCCGGCUCGUGCGCGCGCGAUUCGGGCCGGAGAGCGGCCUGCGCGGCGCCGCGCGGCUCACGCCUCGCGCGAUUAGUGAAGUUGCGGAGUCUUGA